AUGUAUGUGCCCGUUAUGACUACGUGCGGUCACAACUAUUGCUACGAUUGCAUCUCGAACUGGCUCGUAAGCAACAAUGCCAGCGAGCUAACGUGUCCGCAGUGUCGAUCUCCUCUGGAACACCCACCAGCUCUAAAUGCCACUUUGCAGCACUUGCUCAGCGUGGUAAUCGAGAUAGGCGCUGGGUCAGAUCCGCAGCUUGGUCGCACGAGGGCCCAAAGCAUCGCUCAGUACAAAAACGACGUUGAGAACAACAUUCUGUACAAAGAUGUGUUCAACAACACAGCAGUGGCAGUAGUGGACGACGACGACGGCGUGGCCCGUUGCAGCAACUGUCACUGGGAAGUAGAGGGCGACGUGUGUCCCCAUUGCAAUGCCAGAAUGAGAAAUAGAACGCGAGAGUACGACGAAGAUGAGGAGGAAGAGAUUCUGACGGACGAUUCUAUACAGCGCUCUUUCAGCGGUGCUCGAAAUAGCUCUACCACAGUACGUGCAGAUUCAAUUUCCUCUUCAGAAAGCGAGUAUGGAGAAGAUCUUGACAGCGAUACGGACUACGUGCGUGAUUUCAAUAGAAACGUUGGCGAGAGCAGAAGUCGCCCUGCUCCAUUCGGCAGCGCCAGAGACAUUCUGAAUCGAAUAAACGCCCAAGAUCGCAGACAAAAUUCCGAAGAUGAGGACGAAAAUGAUUCCGAUCUAAAUUCCUUUAUCGUUGAUGAGGCUGAAGAGGAUGAGCUGGAAGAGAGCAGUUACACAUCAUCAAGAGAAGGCAAAUCGGCAAGAGUACCAGUGAGACUGGACGACAGUGACAACAGUGGAGACGAGGACAAGGAGCGCGACAGCGAUUUCUGGGAGCACAACGACGAAGAUGGCUUUGCAAGCGGAGAUAAUCUUGAUUCGGACGGCGGCGCAGACGAAGACACUGGCAGAAAGAUAAAAAAGCGAAGAUUUCAAGUAAUUGAGGACAGCGACGAGGAGGAUUAA
Molecule: messenger RNA, 981 nt
Organism: Lachancea meyersii CBS 8951
Lineage: Eukaryota; Fungi; Ascomycota; Saccharomycetes; Saccharomycetales; Saccharomycetaceae
Source: the annotation of a GenBank genome assembly